GUGUUUGCAGCCUGAAGAACACAUCACCAGACCAUCAAUUUAGCAACGUACACAACAACCUAAGGUAACAAAUGGAUUCGUUUAGAGAACUCAGAGAGCUACGAGGUAACCAGGGCUGAGAAGAAGAAGAAGAAGGGGUAAUAUCAACGGAGCCUAUCGUGAUGAUAGUGCCAUCGGAGUUGCAAGACUUGUCGGAAACAAUGGUGCCUGAGAGCAGCGCCAGUUCGAGCGCUAGGGACAACGGUGACGACCACCAUACUCCAUCGUCUAGCAGCUCGUCUUCUGAGGAUACGCCCAGUCGUGGGGAAGGGACGGGGGAUGUGGCGCCCAAGGACCUGCCCGCUGGAUUUAGGUUCAAGGCUGCGCUUCAUCAUGAAGUAGCAGACUGUGCGCCCUCCAUAAGUGGGUAUAAGAAACUUGAGGAGAUGGUGGGGGCGUACCACAUCCCCAGAACCAUAUUGCUCUGGACAAGCGGGCAGAAUGAAAGGGCGUGCACAGUGUCACAAACGGGUUGGAUACUAGUGUACGUGGACCACUUUGACACCGGCUUACGGUUUCCCCUGCCCGGGCUAGUGUUUGACUUGCUGGCGGACUACGAGCUGGCUUUGACGCAAUUGACGCCCAACAGCAUGAGGUUCAUCAUAGGCUUUAUGCUGUUGUGUGCGAGGUUCGAAGUACCGACGAAGGCAAUUGUGUUCAGAGAGAAGAGCCAGAUGUUCAAGAACGUCAGGAACAAAGUGGCGAGGUGGAAGAGGCAAUUCAUAUUUGUUCGCGACACGCGAACAGAGAGAAUAAGCAAUGUCCUCGCUGCCCUGCUAUCAAAGUGGCGUGUGCCCAAUGCACACGUUAACUACCCUCAGCUGCUCCCACAAGACAUAGAUCUCAAGAAUCGGCUUCUGGAGCACGCAAGGAGCGAAAAUCUGAUAGACCUCGAGGCCUUGGUUAACCCGGAGCUGCUCGCCGUGUUCGGGUUUAUCGACGUGGCAAACCUGUUCAGCGAAGCGUCAGCGAGCCUAGGGCUCACAAGGUUGAGGAACGGGCAGCACCUCGCAGAGACAGACGCGCGGGCUGAGACUGCGGCUCCCAGUGCACGCAGGCGUGCACGUGAGGGGAUAGAAAGUGAGGAUGACGUCCCCCUCAUCCGGCGCAGAACAAGUGGGGGGACUCAGCCCGAGCAGGCAGCUCCAACAACAGCUGCGCUCCCCCCGAACGCGCCAUUGGCUAUAGCGCGAGCAGCAGCAGAGCCUGCAUCUCCUGCCAUGGUGCAAGGCAUGCAGAGCUUUGUGCCGCCUGUUGAUCGUCAGCGGGCAAGGGCUUUUGUGCAGCAGCACGGCGGGCAAGCCGCCAUGGUCAAGCUUAUGGACGCGUUUAGCUACGCUGUAGCGUUGUUUGAUAGCGAGCAGGGGGCUCGCACACAAAACAGCGAGUUUAAUUCCAAAUGCAUACAGCUGGCUGCUGCUGAGAAGGCGAGCCUUGUGGACGACGUCAAUCGCCUGCAGGGCUCUGAGAUAGCCAACCGCGCUGCGUCAGCUGAAAGUCAAGCAGAGGAGCUGGCGAGCAGGAACAGCGAGCUCGCUUAGGAGUUGGAAAGGAUUCGCGCUGAGAAGGAAAGCGGGAUCCAAGCGGCGAAGGAUGAGGCCACUUGGGUUGCGGAGCGUGCAAGGAAGGUU
Molecule: messenger RNA, 1670 nt
Organism: Rubroshorea leprosula
Lineage: Eukaryota; Viridiplantae; Streptophyta; Magnoliopsida; Malvales; Dipterocarpaceae
Source: the annotation of a GenBank genome assembly